AUGGCUGUGGGCCUGCGACACAACCACGACAUCUCGUUCAUCGCAACGCGGUGCAAGACCAUGGCCAUUGUGUUCUACGUAACGAAUUACGCCACAAAGGUCGAGGAUCCGGUGUGGAAGCGGGUGGCCGCGACAGCAGAACUGUUCCCCACCACGGUUGGGUCCAUGGUCGAGAACAGCGAGGCAAGUGAGACGGACCGGGGCCAAAAUCAAACGCGCCAAUUCCUGAUGAAGGUUGCGAACCGGAUAUUCACAGAGCGGACACUGUCGCAGGUCGAAGUCGUCGCCUACCUGCUGGGCUACCCGACGGAGUUUGCAAGCAACGACGCCUGGACGUUCCUGAAUGUGUCCUCCCUCUACUGGCAUGUCUUCCGACGAUGGCGUCACCUGCGAUGCGAGAGCGGUAUGGAGGUCGUAGACGAGCCGCUCGAGGAGAUGGUAUUCCUCGAAGAGGGCGGAGAAAGGGUCUCUCUAGUACAGGCAUAUCCGCACCGCGGCAAGCUCCUGGAGGAUCUGUCGCUGUAUGACUACAUGUCGAUAGUCAGGCUGAAGCGCAAGGGCAAGGGUGCAGGAACUCGGGGGGAGGUACAAUUCGACAGGUCCUGGCCCCCCUCACAGACAUGGGUGCAGGUGCUGCGAAAGCCCGGCGAACACGCCAUCGUCUGCUUCGACGGCUACCUGAGCACAGACUGGAGCGAGGAAACCGAGGGUUACUAUAAGAGGGCAGCGGUUCAGCACCUGGCCCUAUUCGUCCCGUGGGAGUCGUUCUUGUCCGAGGGGGCGGGGGAUAUCAACAGCAUAUGGGAAAGACACAAGCAGGCUCUGCCUCGAAGGAUAUCAUUCACGGUAGACAACAUCCAACUACUCCACCGGUCGGCUGAAGACGCAAAGCGGGAUGCCAGACAGUGGGCCGCGCAGUCCGGGGACGGGGACGGGGAUCCUGGCGUUGACACAGUCGGGCCAGAGUGUGAUAUGGAACCUCAGACGGCAUACCGCUCGGAUAGGGUCGGUACCGCAACACGGCUGCUAGACGUGUUGAGGCAGGCGAUAGCGAGAAAAGAGAUCACUGCUGGGUCGAAGGAGAUCUCGACCAUGGCACAGCAACUGAGUCAGUUUCAGCAGUUGGCCCUGUGCUCGACAGAUGAGCUGCGCGGCACAAUAGUUCCAGAGAGAGGACCGAGGACACUGAGCAGGGCAGAGAGGUCGUCGUCGUCUCCGGAGGCGGACGUGCCGUGGCAGGAGCAUGUCAGGUCCAUCAAGUCGCAGCAAAUGAGCGCCUCUAGAGAGAAGGAGAAGAUGAUCCAGGGAAUACAGAGCCAGCCCGACAGCAACACAGCUGAGCGCGAGUCAGCUGUGUACAACGUGCUGAAUGGUUUCGGAGGCCACGAAGUCCGUCUCACGGCUACCGAUCCGGAAGCCCUAGGCCGGUGCGUGGGGCCAUCGACGACUAUCCAGUUCGGCCCGUCCACGUCGUUUUCUGAGGCGGGGAGGCAACUGUCCAAGUCAUUGACACUCAACCGAAAACAGGACAUCGCCCUCCGGCUACUAUGUCGCCAACUAGACCGUGUACGCCGGGACGAGAGCGGAACCCCACAGCUCUGCCAAUUCGUCGGACGCGAAGGCGGCACUGGGAAGUCGCGCGUCAUCGCGACCAUCGCCGAGCCAUUCGCAAGCAAGGGGACAUCGCACCGUCUGCUGGUAACGGCGACCUCGGGAACAGCAGCCGCAAACAUCGACGGGAUCACCAUCCAUUCCGCCUGUGGAUUCUCCAAAGAUACAGCCCCGCGAGGAGGUCGGGGCUCAGACGUCGAUGGGUUUGCAGCGUCCAGCUCGGCGAAUCUCCGAGUCGACGGACGAAGCACGGCGCAGUGGCAGGAGAAAUGGCUGCUGAUCAUCGACGAGCUUCGAGGGCGCGCGCAGGACUUCGGCGGCAUCCCCAUCGUCCUCUUCUGCGGGGAUUUCCACCAAUUCCGCCCUGUGCAGGAGAGGUCGAUCCUCCUCCCGAGCACGGCCAUUUCGUUGCAUGAAGAAAAAUCGUUCAAGGCGGAGCAAAGGUACCAGCACGAUAGGGCGCACGCGCUGUGGAACAAGUUCACCACGGUCGUCAUGCUGGAUGAGCAGGUCCGCGCCGCCAGCGAUCCACAGCUGCGGAGACUGCUAACGCGGGUGCGCCAUGGGGUGCAGGACCGGUCGGACAUGGACAUGCUGAAUCGCACCUGCUACGGGGAGAACAGACGGAUCCCUUGGGAGUCGGGGCUCACCGUGGUGACGCCGCUGAACAGGAACCGCUGGAACCUAAACGUCGAGGCAUCACUGUGUUUCCAGAAGGCGCAGCAAUCCCGGCUGCGUAUCUUCGUAUCCGAGCACAGAUGGAAAGACGGCGAGCCGACGGAGGAGGAAGCCGUCAUGAUGCUGAGCCAAGGUGACGACAGCGCCGUCCCGGUGCCUGCCAUUUUUAUGUUCGUUCCGGGUAUGCCCGUCGUCGUAAACAAGAAUACGCACCAAGGCCUGAAGCUGGUCAACGGGGCCAGCUAUACGGCCUUGGACGUCAUCGUCGACAAGGCAUACCCGGGCCAUCGGGUCAACGAGGAGACCCUACUGCAUUUCGGCCCGCCGGCGGGCCUCGUGCUGGCGUCGGGGACGACAAGAGACUUCCACUUCGUAGGAAUGCCGGCCGGCACCAUCCUCCUAACGCCGGUCAGUACCAUGAUAGAAUGCCAGAAGAAGCGCCCGUGGCAAAGAAAGAAUGUCAGCCGGCGGGGAUUGCCAUGCGCAGCGGCUUUUGCCUGCACGGAUUACAAGGUGCAAAGCAAGACAUUGGACCGGGUGGCCCUCGAACUCCGGGGCACGAGGACGACGAACAUCGACGGCGAGGCUGUUCCAGCGCAGUGCGAUCCUUAUAGCUUAACCAUAGAGGGCAUCACGCUUCUGUCCAAGGUGCGGGAGAGAGAUUUCGUGGGCAACAGGGUGCCAGAGAGCAUGGUUGCGGCAGAGGAAAGGCUGGAAAAGCUGAGCAACAAGACGAUUAGGAAUGCGGAGUGCUGGGACUGGUCCGAACAGAACUAA
Messenger RNA from Fusarium falciforme, 3066 nucleotides. RefSeq names its product ATP-dependent DNA helicase. The record is from RefSeq and is a predicted model, not a curated record. Gene Ontology annotation, molecular function: DNA helicase activity. The transcript is spliced from 4 exons. Lineage: Eukaryota; Fungi; Ascomycota; Sordariomycetes; Hypocreales; Nectriaceae. Gene Ontology annotation, biological process: DNA repair; telomere maintenance. The coding region runs from base 1 to 3066 and encodes 1021 amino acids.